Molecule: messenger RNA, 4227 nt
Organism: Dreissena polymorpha
Lineage: Eukaryota; Metazoa; Mollusca; Bivalvia; Myida; Dreissenidae
Product: exportin-5-like
Biological process (GO): RNA export from nucleus; protein export from nucleus
Cellular component (GO): RNA nuclear export complex; nucleus; cytoplasm
Molecular function (GO): nuclear export signal receptor activity; RNA binding; small GTPase binding
Source: RefSeq, a predicted model, not a curated record
GAGACAACUUUUGCGAAACACCGGCUGGGCAUAUCGUUAACUAUCUUUAAAUGAGAUAUAAUUAUUAUGAAUGAAGUAUGGAUUCACAUGAUAUCGAUACUCUAAAGCUAGCCGUGGAAACAAUUUUACAUCCAGGUGCUUUGCAAUCGGAAAGACAUAAGGCACAGCAGAUAUGCGACCAUUUCAAGGAGACAUCUCCACACUGUAUGCAGGUGGGAAUGAUGUUUUCUGACAGAGAGUAUCCACCACUGAUACGCCAUUUUGGAUUACAGUUAUUGGAACACAGCAUCAAGUAUAAGUGGAAUAACAUGGAAUUGAAAGAUAGAGAACAACUUAAGCAGUUUUCUUUGCAGCUGAUUGCAGAGGGCACUAACGGCAUACUGAAGGAAGAGCUUCACAUCAAAGAUGCCAUAUCGAGGCUGGUAGUGGAGAUUAUGAAGCAUGACUGGCCAAACUACUGGACCACGCUGAUGGCUGACCUUUAUAAACUCUGUGUUGUUGGGGCUACUCAAACUGAGCUGGUGCUAAAAGUUUUUCUGCGAAUCAUUGAAGACGUGAUAGUGUUCCAGAACAUUCAGUACACACGGCGGCGUGAGAUUGUCAACGCCAUGAACAUGAACAUCACCGAGAUUUUCACACUCUUUGUUGACCUGCUUGAACAACACAUGAAGAGAAUACCAAAUUGUGCGGACUCAGAUGAGUGCCGACAGCACACAAAGGUGUGCGUGGCAGCCCUACAGACGCUGGAAGGAUACCUGGACUGGGUUUCCAUGGCAAACAUCACAAUCAAGAACAACCUUCUACUUGAGAUGCUGUGUCAGAUGCUCAGCUUCCCGGACCUGCAGUUGCCUGCUGCUGAGUGCAUGCUGGCCAUUGUCACAAAGAGGGGAAGUGUUGAAGAAAGAAAACCCCUGUUGAUAUUAUUCCAUGAAGGAGCCAUGGCUACCAUAUGGAAUGCUGCUGUGAGUGCUGAAAAUCUUUCCAGGAACCCACGUUUUUAUGUGUUUCCAAAGCUGUGCUUGAUUUUGGUGGAACUUGGGAAACAACUAUGCUUUUUAUUGGGGUUAGAUUUCUCCACAGCUAUGGACAGGUUCGAGAUUUCAUCAUGUCUAUGGACAGGGAUGAGAUUUCUCCUUGUCGAUGGACAGGGGUUAGAUAUCUCCAUUUCUAUGAACAGGGAUGAGACUUCUCCAUGUGGGUUAGAUUUCUCCAUUUCUAUGGACAGGAUUGAGAUUUCUUCAUGUCUAUGGACAGGGGUGAGGUUUCUCCAUGUCUAUGGACAGGGGUUAGAUUUCUCCAUUUCUAUGGACAGGAUUGAGAUUUCUUCAUGUCUGUGGACAGGGGGCUCUGCUGACGUGUCUGUUCCUGCCACUGUUGACAAGUACUUAGAGGCCCUACUGGCUUUCACAGGACACCCCAGUCAGCUGUUGAGCAGCUAUGCAUUCCACCUGUGGACAGCGUUCCUGCGACAUGAACGGAUGUCAAAGGAUGAAACACUAUAUACUAAACUGCCUCAUUUGGUUGAAGUCUCGUCAAAACAGCUGAAAAAGGUGGGGUAUCCCAGUCAGCAGAACUCUCCUAGUUGUGAAUACGCACGGCUGGACUUUGAACACGAUGAAGAGUUUGCCUCCUUCUUUUCAAAGUAUCGUGCCGAGAUUGCUGAUACCAUUCGACAGUUGACCAUGGUGACACAGAAGUUCACAUUUUCAUUUGUCUCUCAGUGGUUGCGUACCAUCAUAGCCAAGCCUGUUGACACUGGGGAAGACCCGUCUGCUGCGAACUGCAACCUGAGUUCACCAUCGUUCCUAGAGUGGGACUCUUUGACGAUGUUUGUCGAGGGCGUCAUGUCGCGCCUUAGCCUCGACGAUGAGAACCAGGUUCACGAGGGGGUUGACCUGCUCAACCUCGUACUGGCCUUUGAGACCCAGGACCCGUUGAUUCUGUCAUGCAGCCUUUCUUGCCUAUCGUCUCUGUUCAUAUUCCUGAAAUAUACGCCAGGGGUUCUGCCAACUGUCUUGAAGAAGAUAUUUGCAGCAGUUAUCUUCAACCUGCCUGGUCAGACAAAGAGCACACGAAGCAAAGCUGUGAAAAAUGUCCGCCAGCAUGCCUGCUCUGUUCUGGUCAAGAUCUGUAAAGACUAUCAGACACUCAUGUUUCCGGUGUUUAAGGACCUGUGUGGCUGCAUGCAGGCUAUCAUACAGGACCAGGACCAGCUCUCUCAGAUGGAGGAAUGCAUUCUCACUGAGGCUCUCAUACUCGUCAGUAACCAACAUGAAGACUUUGCUAAACAGUCUGCCUUCCUGGCUGAGAAAUUGAAACCAGUCCAGCGGUUCUGGUCCUCAGAGGAAUUUAGACAAGCCUUCAUGUACCCGGACAAGUUGAUGCACUUCAUUGGUCUGGACCAGGCCCCUGUGGAACCUAGCUCCGAGGACACCUGUGGAAUCAAUAGAUCUCAUAUCAGUUACUGUACUCACAUGAUCCUGGCUGUCAUCAAAAGAAGCACAUGGCCAAAGGAUUCUGAGAAAGCCAGCAUGGGUGGGUUUGUAUUUCACAAGCUGGAAUCUGGAGAAUAUGUCAUGAAAAAUCCUGCAACGCGGCAAAUCCAUGGACUGCUGGGCAAUGUUUUGUACCUUCUUAAAUCCAUGAACAUGCUGUUUUGUGAGGAGAAUCUGAAGCUACGGCAUCCAGAGUUUGCCAAGGCCUACGAUGUACUAGAUAAUGAUAUUCAGUCACUCAUGGGAAUACAGCCUCCCUGUGUGGACAACACUGGAAAUGCUCUGUGUAAACAUCCACUCCAACGAAUGCAGCAUUUCCUGACGGAGGGUUAUGAUAUCUGUUGUCAUAUCCUGGGCAAUUCCGCCCAAUAUCUGGGUGCUGAGUUUUACAUGAUCCCGUGUCUGGCCCAGACCCUGUGUGUGACCGCACUGGCUCAUCUAGACGUGCUCACGGACUACAGGCUACGAUCCAUUAUACGUGUGUUUUUGAAGGCAUAUGUCCAGUAUUGUCCUAAAGAACAGUAUGAGAUUGCAGUGUUACCAGUGCUGGGCCACAUUUUCCCUCUCAUGUACAAGAGACUUUCCACCAAAUGGUCUGUUAUCAACAGUCAAUGUGAAGCAAGAAUGGGGACGGAGGAUGACAACCAGGCUGAACAGGAAGUGUUAGAGGAGCACCUGGCGCGUAACUGCACCCGUGAAUACAUGGACCUGCUGACUACAGCUUGUUUGAGAAAGAAAUCCGAGUCAGAUGAUUCUGCAGCAGAAAUGGAGGAUAUCCCACCAUUUAAAGAUACGAAAGAGUUCAGUAAACUGGGAAAACUGUGCCUUGCUUCAGAUGCUACCUGUGAGCCCCUGGUGCUGUGUGUGUUGCUGGGACUCAGCUGGCGUGACUCCCAGUCCUGUAACAAGUGUAUGAUCCUGGUGAUGCCCAUACUCAAGCAGCUGAUGGCUGAUGGCAAGAUGACUGGGCCGGCGGCAGGACACUUCCUGACCAGUACCCUAGUGGGGCUCCACCACAACGGGCAGCACGAAGGGACGCAGGCUAACAUGAUCAGCCUGUGUCUGCAGGUCUAUGAACUGCUGUUACCCCAGUAUAGGGAAGUAACAAAUGUAUUGGCAGGGGUACCACACUGCAAUCUGGAGACGCUUGAUAUUUUUGAAAAGAACCUGAUGGGCCAGACAGCUACUCAAAAGAUUCAAGAGAAGAAAAAGAAGGAAACCUUCAAGAAGUUGGUGUCAGGAAUCAUAGGGAAGCACUUGAGCGAGCAGUUUAAGCAACCAGUUGAAUACAAAAGCCUUGAAGCGAUGUUCCGAAGAUUAAAACCGCUGAAACCACCACGUGACGAAUUUGCAGGACAUGACAUGGGACUUUCAGCAUUGUUUACACCGUAGAGAUGAAACCAAUUUUCUUCAUAAUAAUCAAAUUUGCAAUGACAUUAUAACAUGGCAGGACAAGCUGUUAAAUAUUGUGAUUAUAUUCAGUGUUAAUAAAUUAUGAGGAAUAUUAUGUAAUGUUUUCUUAGCAUAAACCAUGCAAACUGUUUGGUGAAUGCAAUCAUUGUUUUACAUGUAAUAAUUUUUAAAUUAAGAUAAGAAAUAGUAUAUAGUUUUCCUCGGCAGUCAGAAUUUUUAUGAAAUACUUCUGAAUGUGCAAGUUUAUAGUUGAUAUUGUAAACCACUUUAUAGACAUUCACUUUGUAAAAUUCUCAACAAAUAAAUAUAAGCAAAGCUU